GAAAUAUUAUUCUGUACAUUUCAUUUUCUCUUAUCCGUCUCAACUUAAAUAAUGAGGGACUAUAUCGCGUGAAAUAUUUUUUUUGUCUAAGCUUAGGCUAACAAAAUAAAAUACAUAAGAUAAUAAAAACUAUUGCUCACUCCUUUCUUCUAUUAAAUUGAAGCAGAGACUUGCUCCUCUCUCUCUCUGACUCUGAAAAAGAUGAAGUGGAGAAGUUAAUGUUCACCAACUUGCUGUAAAGUCUGAAACUUUCUUCCUACUGUCAAGCUCGUCUCGCAUUCUCCUUCUUCUCUGUUUAUUUCUCUCUCAGCCUCUUUGUUAAGAAAGAAAGAUUUUAGUUGGAAGUACAAGGAGUAGUCUUCUCAGAUCUGGUAAUAAAGAGAGAGAGAGAGAGAAAGAGAUUUGAGUUUCUACUAAUCUUUUUUUUUUCAUUUCACCAUACUGUUGAGAAAAAAUGAGUAAAGAGGAGUUGAUGAAGAUCCAGACCUGUGUUCUUAAAGUGAACAUACACUGUGAUGGAUGUAAGCAGAAAGUCAAGAAAAUCUUGCAGAAAAUAGAAGGUGUUUUCACGACCAAGAUUGAUUCAGACCAAGGGAAAGUGACGGUCUCUGGGAACGUAGAUCCUUCUGUUCUCAUCAAGAAGCUCGCAAAAUCUGGUAAACAUGCUGAAAUCUGGGGAGCUCCAAAGGGUAACAACAACAACAAUCAGAAUCAAUCACAGUUGGCCAAUCAGAUGAAAGGGAUGCAGAUAGACAAUGGAAAAGGUGUCGGUGGAAAGAACAAUAACAACAACAAAGGUCCAAAGAAUGGCGGUGGAGGUGGCGGUGGAGGUGGGGGUGGAGGAGGCGGCGGAGGUAACAGUAAUGGGCCGAAGAUGGGUCAACAGCUGAGUCCACAGCAGAUUCAGCAGCUUCAACAGAUUCAGAAGAUGAAAGGGUUUCAAGAUCUGAAGCUUCCUCCACAGUUGAAGGAUUCUAAGGGCUCUGUUGCUCCUCCUCCUGCGAACAAGAACCAGAACCAGAAAGGAGUGAAGUUCGAUGUUCCUGAGGAUGACGAGGAUGAUGAUGAGUUCACUGAUGACGAUGAGUUUGAUGAUGAGUUUACUGAUGACGACGAGUUUGAUGAUGACGAGUUCGGUGAUCUCCCUCCUCCGUCUAAUAAGAUGAAGCCUAACAUGAUGAUGCCUAACGCUCAGCAGAUGAUGAUGAUGAACGCUCAAAAGAACGCUAUUCUUGGCGGUAAAGGAGCUCCUGGCGGUGGAAACGGCGGCGGCGGUGGUGGCGGCGGUGGUGGUAAAGGUGGUCCCGGCGGCGGUGGCGGUGGAAAAGGUGGUCCUGCUGGUGGCGGUGGGAACCAAAACCAGGGUGGAGGCAAGAACGGUGGUAAAAAACGGUGGGGUGGUGGUGGACAACCACAAGAUGGUAAAAGCGGCGGUGGAGGCGGUGGUCCAAACGCCGGAAAGAAGGGUAACGGUGGUGGUGGUGGUGGUGGGCCCAUGGCUGGAGGACUGCCAGCAGGUUUCCGUCCAAUGGGAGGCGGAGGACCACAAAACAUGAACAUGCCUAUGGGUGGUCCAAUGGGUAUGGGUGGUCCAAUGGGAAAUAUUCCGGCGGUUCAAGGAUUACCGGCAACCGGCCAGGGUGGUGUACCACCUGGUUAUUUCCAAGGAGCCGGGCCAGACCCGAUGCAAAUGCAGCAGCAGCAACAACAACAACAGUAUUUAGCAGCGGUUAUGAACCAGCAACGUGCCAUGGGAAACGAACGGUUCCAACCAAUGAUGUACGCAAGGCCACCACCGGCAGUUAACUACAUGCCACCACACCCGCAUCAAUAUCCAAGCCCGUAUCCGUACCCGUACCCGUAUCCAUAUCCACCUCAUGGGAAUGAUCAAUACUCUCACGCCUUUAGCGAUGAGAACACGUCAAGCUGCGAUAUUAUGUGAUUUAAAAAUAUCGAAAAAAUAAAACUUGUGUAUCCUUUCUUUUUUCUUUUGUAUUCGACGGAUAAAAAAUCCUAAGUUCUUUUAGGUUGUUUGUGUUUCCAAGUUUGUGAUAGUUUCACUAGUUUUUGUAGAAUUCUAAUAUAAGAUUUGGACGUUCGUUCGUCUAUAUAUUAAGUUAUAUUGAAGUA
Molecule: messenger RNA, 2130 nt
Organism: Raphanus sativus (radish)
Lineage: Eukaryota; Viridiplantae; Streptophyta; Magnoliopsida; Brassicales; Brassicaceae
Product: heavy metal-associated isoprenylated plant protein 32
Molecular function (GO): metal ion binding
Source: RefSeq, a predicted model, not a curated record